UAAUGUUAUGUGUGUAACUGACUCCACUUUUCUCUCUCCUUUGUAACGCCCAACCGCACAUCGGCGGCUGUGUAUUCACAUGCCAGAGAGAGGGCCCAGGGCGAUUCAUUAUCGACGAGCUUGCGGAAAGCCUCCGAAUCCAUUCCAAUGAUGCCUCCGCACUCUAUCAAAUUGCCGCUGGAUCCAUUCUACUACCCACAACUUUAAUUUCUAUACAAUACAUGCUGCAUGAUCCCUGAUCUCUCUCUCUCAAUAACUAUUACUACAACACUCGUAUAUCUACAUUGUCCGUCGCAUCUGAUCUACCAUGUCUGAUCUCGUGGCCCGGACAGGUAGGCUUCAGCAGAGAUACGAAGCCGGGUAUCGCCUCAUCGCUGGGUGCAUUCCUUAUAGGUAUAGAAAGUCUGAAGAUAGUGAUGCUAACUCGAAUAAGGUAGUUGAGGUUCUCAUGAUAACCUCUGCUAGUGGACCAGGUCUUCUAUUUCCUAAGGGAGGAUGGGAGACUGAUGAAACUGUUGAAGAAGCUGCAGCAAGAGAAGCUAUGGAAGAAGCCGGAAUUAAAGGAGAUUUAAUGGGAUUGCUGGGGUAUUAUGAGUUUAAGAGCAGAACCCACCAAGACGAAUAUAACAAGGAAGGAUUAUGUAGAGCAUCAAUGUUUGCAUUACUAGUGAAGUCGGAGCUUGAGUCAUGGCCGGAGCAGAGUACUCGAAGGAGGACAUGGAUGACUGUAAAAGAAGCAGUGGAGAAUUGUCGACAUUCUUGGAUGAGAGAUGCUCUUCUCCAAGGAUUUGUCAAGUGGCAUGAUGAAAAAGCAUAAAGAAGAAAGAACAACCCUUCUUCUUCUUCCCCUGAUCAAACCAAACUACUGUUUGCUUCUUCUUCUUUAUUAGGGUAAAAAAACCAUUCACGUUUUCAUAUGAAUUAAGAUACUGUUGCUUCCUUCUUUAGGAUUAUGACAAAAUUAUUCAAUAUUUUAUAAUCCAUUUGGAUAGUUUUCAUUUUUCUGCUGCUUCUAGAAUUGAGAUGGAUGAAUAUUUAAGUGUUGUGGUAUAAUAAAAAGCAUAUAUAACACUAUUUUUAUGUGUU
Messenger RNA from Impatiens glandulifera, 1086 nucleotides. RefSeq names its product nudix hydrolase 16, mitochondrial. Gene Ontology annotation, cellular component: nucleus; cytoplasm. The coding region runs from base 308 to 817 and encodes 169 amino acids. The record is from RefSeq and is a predicted model, not a curated record. Gene Ontology annotation, molecular function: pyrophosphatase activity. Lineage: Eukaryota; Viridiplantae; Streptophyta; Magnoliopsida; Ericales; Balsaminaceae. The transcript is spliced from 4 exons.